ACCAAAUCCCUUUUUCCCCCUUUCUCUAACACUCCUCCACUUCCUUUCUCCUCCUUCCUUUCCUCUCUCUCUCUCUAAUGGCUCCCGCCGCUAAGACCGUCUGCGUAAUGGACGCUUCCAGUGGCACAGGCUCGGCGCUGGUGGCUGCGCUGUUGCAGAGAGGCUAUAACGUUCAUGCCUCUGUUCAGAAUCACGAGGAAUUGCAGUGUGUUAAGGGAAAUACGAACAAAUUGAAGGUUUGCCGUUCGGAUCCGUUGGAUUAUCAUAGCAUUAUGAACGCUCUUAAAGGAUGCUCCGCUUUGUUCUACUCCUUUCAACCUCCUCCUGAUCAUUCCACCUACGAUGAAUUAAUGGUGGAAAUUGAAGUAAGAGCAGCUCAUAAUGUUCUGGAAGCAUGUGCCCAAACGGACACCAUCGAGAAAGUUAUUUUCACCUCCUCCGUUACUGCGGUAAUUUGGCGUGACGGCAUCAAAACGAUGUCGUCCGACGUUGACGAACGCCACUGGAGCGACGUCAAUCUCUGCAAGAAGUUCAAGCUGUGGCACGCUCUAUCGAAAACCCUAGCGGAGAAAACCGCGUGGGCCCUGGCAAUGGAUCGUGGGGUGAAUAUGGUGACCAUAAAUGGAGGGCUGGUAAUGGGCCACGACUUGACGAUCAAUAAUCCGUAUUUGAAAGGAGCGGCUGAGAUGUACGAAGAUGGGCUGUUGGUGACCGUAGAUCUCAAGUUCAUAGUUGAUGCUCAUAUAUGCGUACUUGAAGAUGUCUCAUCCUACGGUCGAUAUUUAUGCUUCAAUAAUAUCAUUAACUCUCAUGAGGAAGCUCUUACACUCGCCCACAUGCUAUUACCGCCCUCUUCUGAAGCUUUCUCUCAUUCCAGUUUGGAGGAAUCUGUUGUAUAUCAACAAGGGAUAAGCAACAAGAAACUUAUCAAAUUGAUGGUGGAUUUUGAAAAGGUGGGGUUUCAUGUUGACCACAGAUCCUGCCUGCCCAACAAAAUUAAUUAAGAUUUUCCCAAUUUUUAUUUAUAAUUUGUGCAUUAUUAUUAGGUUCAUUUUGAUGUUCUAUUAUAAUAUAAUUGGGGUCUCUUUUUUAUUUUUAUUUUUAUUUUUACUAUUUUUUUGGAAAUGAUAUCUAAGGACCAAUGGUUUUGUUUAGAAUAUUAGCUUUUGAACAUAACUGAAGGCCUGAUCUUAUGAAAGUCAAUGACAACCUCUUAAUUAAAGUGUAGGAAGAAAAUCUUCCAUUUUUAUGUGUCCAUCACAAGUUUAUGAUGGAUAAUGGUAUCAAAUUAUCUGCCUUGUAUAUUCUCUCUUUGUAAUUUUCAUAUAUAAUGAAACCCUAUAUUUUAUUUAUU
Cucurbita moschata (crookneck pumpkin) is the source of this 1354-nucleotide messenger RNA. RefSeq names its product cinnamoyl-CoA reductase-like SNL6. Gene Ontology annotation, molecular function: oxidoreductase activity, acting on the CH-OH group of donors, NAD or NADP as acceptor. The coding region runs from base 78 to 1004 and encodes 308 amino acids. NCBI's taxonomy places the organism in Eukaryota, Viridiplantae, Streptophyta, Magnoliopsida, Cucurbitales, Cucurbitaceae. The record is from RefSeq and is a predicted model, not a curated record. The transcript has 5 exons.